CAAAUUCACAACUCAACCUGGUUUUGGGUACAUGUCAGUCCACUCGCGGGACACUCGGAUCCACGACAGGUCGAUGCCGGCAUCCCACGAACAUGCCCCGACCGCUGCCGUCGACGACGCCGCAGUCCCGGACACCUCUUUGAUCGGAGAUGCUCCGUCUAUGGACGCGACGCACUCGAUCGCGCGUCCGUUCACAGCAGUCCAAGCAUCCUCGACAUGGAGUCAACUGUCGUCGCUGCAUGAAUCGGUCUUGACACCGUUCGCGUGGAAGCUCGACGUGCAGCAGAAGAGCUUCAUCGCAGGUGCCGCGGCCGGCAUAGUGUCGCGUACAGCAACGGCCCCCAUGGACCGCAUAAAGGUCGCACUGCAAGCAGGUCACGCGCACGGCGGCGUCUGCCACGAGUCGAUCCCAUCAGUGGCGCGCAAGAUUUAUGCAAGUGGUGGAUGGACUGCGUUCUUCCGCGGCAACGGUGCCAACGCGAUCAAAGUCACGCCGGAAUCCGCUAUCAAGUUCUGGUCGUUUUCGUUCUUCUCCACGCAUUUUCCGUACCACGAGCAUGGCGAACCUCUGUCGCCGGUGGAGAAACUCGUCGCCGGCAGUCUCUCCGGCGCGAUCUCUCAACUGGCGAUCUAUCCGCUCGAGAUUGCCAAGACGCACUUUUGCCUCGGUGGCGAGUACAAGUCUCUCUGGCAUUGCAUCUCGAGCAUUGCGUCCAAGGAUGGCUUUCAUGGGCUCUAUCGCGGUCUCGUUCCAUCUCUUCUCGGCAUCGUACCGUACGCAGGUGUCGACCUCGCGCUCUUCUUCACGCUGAAGGAACUAUACACGACCAAAUUCGACGUCGCGCCUUCUGUCGGGCAUGUCCUCGUGUUUGGCGCCAUCUCGAGUUCGUGUGGUCAGGUCGUGUCGUACCCGUUGCAGGUCGUCCGAACGAAGCUCCAAGCACAAGGCAUGGCAGGCCGGCCUGUCGUCUUCACCGGCAUGACCGACUGCUUCGUCAAAAUCCUACAGAGCUACGGACUCCGCGGCCUCUACCGCGGCAUAGUCCCCAACUUUCUCAAGUCUGUCCCCGCCAUAUCCAUCAGCUACGCCGUUUUCGAAACUGUCAAGGACGCGUUAUAA
Molecule: messenger RNA, 1120 nt
Organism: Aphanomyces invadans
Lineage: Eukaryota; Oomycota; Saprolegniomycetes; Saprolegniales; Verrucalvaceae
Exons: 1
Coding region: 32-1120 (362 amino acids)
Biological process (GO): transmembrane transport
Molecular function (GO): ATP transmembrane transporter activity
Source: RefSeq, a predicted model, not a curated record